Molecule: messenger RNA, 996 nt
Organism: Brettanomyces nanus
Lineage: Eukaryota; Fungi; Ascomycota; Pichiomycetes; Pichiales; Pichiaceae
Exons: 1
Coding region: 1-996 (331 amino acids)
Biological process (GO): phosphatidic acid biosynthetic process
Cellular component (GO): endoplasmic reticulum membrane
Molecular function (GO): ATP-dependent diacylglycerol kinase activity
Source: RefSeq, a predicted model, not a curated record
AUGCCUCUAACAUCCGAAAACGAAACGUCUCAAAGUUUUCAAUCAAGUCCGAAAAAGACUUCAAUAAUCGAUGACACCUACGAUGAGGACGCAGAUCCCGACUACACGUUAGGUCACGACGCUAUCAUUACCGAAGAGGAUGACGGAUCGGGGAUUAGCAGUCUAUCAGAGUUGUCGGAAGGUGAAGAGAUCUCUGAUGAUGAUACUUCAACAUACUCGGAAGAUGACCAGAAACUCGUGGAUCACAAAGGAAUCUUUGGUACAGGUAGUAGAAUGGCCAGCCAGAGUAGUUUAGACAUGAUCGUCAGAACGCAUGACAGAUUUAGAACUUUUAUUCAUGAGCAAGAGAUACCCAGAAAGCUGUUGCAUGUUGUGAUCGGCUUCGUCACCUUAUAUCUUUACACAUUGGGAUAUCAGUCGAAGGAUGUAGUUAAGCAAAUUGGCAUAGCCGGUGUAUUCGUCUAUUCGUUGGAUCUCUUGAGGCUCAACUGGAAGUUAUUCAACAAAGCCUACUGUUUCGUGGUUGGCUUUUUAAUGAGAGAGAAUGAAGUUAAGUCCGUCAACGGUGUCAUAUGGUACAUUCUUGGAUGUAUGAUCACCUUGCUGUAUGCUACGAAGGACGUUUCUAUCAUGUCCAUCUUACUUUUGAGCUGGUGUGAUACUGCUGCAUCCACCGUGGGACGCAGAUUCGGCUAUUUGACACCAAAAAUCGCACGUGGUAAGUCCUUGGCAGGAUCAUUCGGUGCAUUUGUUAUGGGUAUUUUUGCCUGCUACUUCUUUUACGGUUACCUCGCUCCUCAGUAUCCUCAAUUUAAUAAGGAGUUUCUUUGGACCGCACAGUCCAGUUAUUUGUCCUUGAACGCCCUUGCUCUUCUCUCGGGCUUUAUUGCAGCCCUUAGUGAAGGCAUCGACAUCUUCGAAUUAGACGAUAACUUGACUAUUCCUGCACUUUCUGGUAUUUUCUUGGACGCUACCAUCAAGUUGGCUUCGAAAUGA